Messenger RNA from Mycosarcoma maydis (corn smut), 1140 nucleotides. Its product is annotated as putative cyclin-dependent ser/thr protein kinase. Gene Ontology annotation, molecular function: RNA polymerase II CTD heptapeptide repeat kinase activity; cyclin-dependent protein serine/threonine kinase activity; ATP binding. Gene Ontology annotation, cellular component: transcription factor TFIIH holo complex; nucleus; cytoplasm. The record is from RefSeq and is a predicted model, not a curated record. NCBI's taxonomy places the organism in Eukaryota, Fungi, Basidiomycota, Ustilaginomycetes, Ustilaginales. The coding region runs from base 1 to 1140 and encodes 379 amino acids. The transcript has a single exon. Gene Ontology annotation, biological process: protein phosphorylation; positive regulation of transcription by RNA polymerase II.
AUGGAGACUGCCGCGGCACAGAACCUGUUGAUCGCCAACUCUUACGCCAAGGUGGAGAAAGUGGGUGAAGGUACAUAUGCCUCCGUAUUCUUGGCACGCAGCAUCAAUACAGGUCAAAAGGUAGCCAUCAAGAAGAUCAAGAUUGUUUCCAAUGAGAACGGUAUGGACGUCACUGCAAUUCGUGAAGUCAAGUUUCUUAAGGAGCUAAACCACCCCAAUGUGAUCAAGCUGGUCGACGUUUUUUCUUCAGGUUCUCGAUCUCCGUCUCUCAACCUGGUGCUUGAAUUCUUGGACACCAAUCUAGAAGCACUCAUCAAGGACAGGACGCUUAUUUUUACUCAAGCCGACAUCAAAAGCUGGAUGGCGAUGCUCUGCCGUGGUUUGGAGUACUGCCAUCGCUAUUGGGUAUUGCAUCGUGAUCUGAAACCGAACAAUUUGCUCAUCUCUCCACAAGGCGAACUCAAGAUCGCUGAUUUUGGUCUUGCACGCGAACACGGCGAUCCAGGUGCACGCAUGACUCAUCAGGUGGUAACGAGAUGGUAUCGACCGCCAGAGCUGCUGUUGGGUUCCCGCGCCUACUCUUCUGCCGUGGACAUGUGGAGUGUAGGCUGCAUCUUUGCCGAGCUUAUGCUGCGCGUCCCCUAUCUACCAGGCGAGUCGGAUGCCGACCAGCUCAUCACGAUUUUCAAGGCGCUCGGUACACCAACCGAUAAGGAUUGGCCCGGUCACAAGUCUUUGCCAGAGUACACGGCCUUCGAACAAUACCCCAAGUCCAAUUUAGCUGAUCUGUUCCUAGCUGCAAGUCCAGAAGCACUUGAUUUCCUCCAAAAGAUGCUUCUUUUCGAUCCGCUCAAACGGCUCAGUGCUAAUCAAGCCUUGCAUCACGCGUACUUCAAGCAGGGUCCGCCACCGACACCAUUCAAGCAGCUUCCGAGGCACCCAACAAAAGCGUUGGAUUCCGGGGAUCCAGCUGCGCAUCCUCUGCUUUCGGACAGCAAGGAGAAGAACGAAGUGCGUGAAAAGCAGCAGAACCAAGCACAUGGUAACGGUAACGUCAACGGCAACAGCAGAAAGCGUCCUUUCGAUGCAAAAGAGAUUGAAGAACGAAGGAGAUUGGCGAGAAAGCUGGCUUUCGCGUAA